Messenger RNA from Caenorhabditis remanei, 654 nucleotides. RefSeq lists its product as uncharacterized. The transcript has a single exon. The coding region runs from base 1 to 654 and encodes 217 amino acids. NCBI's taxonomy places the organism in Eukaryota, Metazoa, Nematoda, Chromadorea, Rhabditida, Rhabditidae. The record is from RefSeq and is a predicted model, not a curated record.
AUGAACGACGAAUGGACUUCCUUUGACGUGUUCAUCAUCGUACUUGAUAACCAAAGUGUGUUUCCCGAUCUCAGCUGGUCUGACACACAGAGCAUAUGUUCCAUCUCUAUGGUCAUACAGUUCACAGUAAGCUGGCUUGGUUGGUCCCAUGCAAAGAGCAGAGAGUUGUCCGGAUCCAGCACGACGGGUGUCGAUAACUGUCUUGAUAUUCUCAUUGAUGAUUCCAAUUUUCAAAGUAGAAGCGUCAACAUCAAUAAGAUCAGCAAGGUGAGCAGAAGUAUCAGCAGAAACAGCGAAUGGAGAUCCUUUCACGUGUUUUCCAUUCCAAAGAAUAUGCAAUUCAUAGGUUCCUCCAGUCAAUGGGGUGUAAGUCGCCUUGUAGACAUUGUGUCCGAGUUGUUGUAUUCUAACAGGAAUAUCUGCUUUGGAUCCAAGAAGAGUUGCGGUGAUACGUCCUUCUUUGUUGAUAUCACUUCCAUCAAUGAUGAAUUCAUUGUGCUCUUUGAGUACAGCUCUGUGAAGACCAUCUCCUCUGACCAUUAUUCUAUUGAUCUCGUCAUCGACACUCGAACCGGAAGACUUUUCACUGAAAGUUAUUCAUUAGUGAAUAAAUAUUGCAGAAUUAUUCGUACCGUGUGUGAUAGGUGGUUGUGA